AUGGAGAUCCUCGAGAGAAACAUCAAAGUGGCCUUGGUCGGUGAUGCGUGUGUUGGCAAAUCGAACUGGGUAUCUAUGUUUCUAGAUGACUAUAUUUCAGAUGAUUACGUUCCAACAAUUAAUUACCAAAGUCGCCUGCGUGAGUUUGGUUCUACGAUUGGUGUUUGUACCUUUGAUAUCUGGGAUAUCUCUGGAUCACAUAGCACGCCCCAAAAUAGGGCAAAAUGGAUCGAAGAUAGCGAUGCCGCUAUUAUUAUGGUGGAUCUCGCUAAUCAAGACAGUAUCAAUAACACAAUUUCAUGGUAUCGAGAGAUUCUGUUAUCCCAGCAAUACUCCGAUAACCCAAAACAUUUGCCGAUUAUGGUCUUUGCCUAUAAGGCCUAUGAAGAUGAUACUAAAUAUAAGAUAAAGCCGACAGAGAUCUCUUGGCCCGAGGAGAUGGGUUCUACGCCAUUUCACUACAAUGAAUAUCGGGAUACGACUAAUUGGGAGACGGAUAAGACUCACUUCUCUGCGAUGCUUCUAGCGGAUACAUCUAUGCGAAGACCCUUUGGAUGGAUCUUGGAGCAACUAACCGGUCAACCCGAAGUAGGUUUCCAAGUCCAUUACCCUUCUGGACCCGGCUUUUGGUAUCCACCUUGCCCUGGUGAACUUGAGGAAAACCAGAGACAAAUGGAUGAGGUGUGUAAACUGCCUAUGCCAGAAGAAAGUGAUGUGGAGUUGUGA
Messenger RNA from Penicillium waksmanii, 726 nucleotides. RefSeq lists its product as uncharacterized. The record is from RefSeq and is a predicted model, not a curated record. The transcript is spliced from 5 exons. Gene Ontology annotation, biological process: ribosomal subunit export from nucleus; protein import into nucleus. Bases 1 to 726 code for a protein of 241 amino acids. Gene Ontology annotation, cellular component: cytoplasm; nucleus. Gene Ontology annotation, molecular function: GTP binding; GTPase activity. NCBI's taxonomy places the organism in Eukaryota, Fungi, Ascomycota, Eurotiomycetes, Eurotiales, Aspergillaceae.